Messenger RNA from Zingiber officinale, 1471 nucleotides. RefSeq names its product F-box protein At5g39250-like. The coding region runs from base 370 to 1128 and encodes 252 amino acids. The transcript has 2 exons. The record is from RefSeq and is a predicted model, not a curated record. Lineage: Eukaryota; Viridiplantae; Streptophyta; Magnoliopsida; Zingiberales; Zingiberaceae. Gene Ontology annotation, molecular function: protein binding.
AUGGGGGCGGUAAAGUCGCACGAGCCGAGAAGGUAGCAUUUGCGACUUUGGGGGCGAUUUAUUUCUCCGACGAAAAACCGACCGACCGACCGACCGACGGCGUCGUCACCUCCCGAUCCAACGCUUUUCGCCGGAGGUAAUCCUCUUCCCCCGUUGCACAGCCAAACCCACCGGCAAAUCUGCCCUCGGGCCUGCUGAUUUGAAGAUUCUGCGAUCUCCUCUUCGCGGCGGCUGCCCGAUUCGUCGGUAGUGUCUCAACUUCACCACUCGGGUCUCAGCAACAUUUGAAUGAGAAGCCUUUGGUAUUGAUCUGGAGCUAUUCGUGCUUUUACCCUUUUGCCUGUUUGUGCUAUACAGAGCUGAUGCAUAAUGGCUAAAACUUCACUGUCAAGUGAAGUUUUGAAGGCAGUCUUUCCACUUCUCGAUGGUGAAGAUCUAGUUUCGUGCAUGUUGGUAUGUCGUCAAUGGAGAGACAUCGCUGGAGAUGACUACUUUUGGAAGUGCAUCUGUGCCAAGAGAUGGCCUUCCAUUUGCAAAAGGCCUCCACCAGCCAUAAGUUACCACAAGCUAUUUGUGACAUUUGGCCGAUCCCAACCUCCUCAACCCCUUCCGCAGUCGAGGCUUUCAUUUCAUGACUUGGAAUUCUUCAUUGACCUUUGGUCUGAAGAGACACUGAUAUUUUCUGAAGCUGUCUCAGGUACUGUGCUUCAGACAGGUAUAAGGAACCCGCCUUCAGGGAUACCUGAUCCACUCAAAGAACACUUGGAAAGUGAUGAUUACAAGAUGGUGAUGCAGGUUGAGCCAAAUUUUUCUUUUUCAUUGGAGCAAACUAUCAGUGUGUCGGUCCUUGUUGGUCGCAAAGAUACCAACCAAAUGGCACGAGUCGUAAACCAAUCUGUGUUUGGAUAUAUUGAUGGCGAUGCAUCAAGGGCACUGGCUUAUGACUACCUCAACUUUGCACCAGGAUAUCCAUUCAUAUCGGGAAUAAGGGCUUGGAUUUCCUUGCUGUUUAUGGCUAACAACAACCAUAGUAUUACGGGUGUAUUUGGCAUUGAGAUAGACUUCUGUGACGCUGCAAGCUCUGAGAACGAAGUCCUCUGGCUCUUGGACAUACUUGAUUGGAAGUAGAUCCGAGUUAGAUUCAUUUUAACUGUAAAUGACCAGAAGGAUUAACUACAUUGUUGAAAUGUCUGACGAAGUAUUCGUAAUAUUAAUAAGUUUGGUUUGUAACUUUAAGAUAAUGAUGAUUCACGGGUAAGUGAUUUCUCCUUGUAUUGGUUGAUAUAUUAUGGGAAAGCUGUAGCCUUUUCAAUGUAAUGAAAAGGGAAAACAAUGUUCUACUCAUAUUGAUGCUCGUCAUUUGGAAAACUAGGGGAAUUUGAUUGUUUUUUAUUUGGCUAAAUUUGGGGCAAAUUGGGUGAGAUGUGAUUAAACUAAGGUUUGACCACAAGAACAUAUGGUUUUGAUUAAA